This is a messenger RNA of Radiomyces spectabilis, 1697 nucleotides long. RefSeq names its product cytochrome P450. The record is from RefSeq and is a predicted model, not a curated record. Gene Ontology annotation, molecular function: oxidoreductase activity, acting on paired donors, with incorporation or reduction of molecular oxygen; heme binding; iron ion binding. Bases 72 to 1604 code for a protein of 510 amino acids. NCBI's taxonomy places the organism in Eukaryota, Fungi, Mucoromycota, Mucoromycetes, Mucorales, Radiomycetaceae. The transcript has 5 exons.
CUUUAUUCAGUGCAUUGAUACGCUGAGGUUGGAUUUAUUGCUGCUUUUCUUCUGCUUAUUGAUCGAAAACCAUGGCUAUCGUCUCUCUCGGUCUACAGCAGCUGUCCAUGGCGACGGUCGUGUGGAAAAUUUUCCUAGCAAUUGCCUUAUUUAUUGUUGUCCACAUUUUAUCCCAAUUGCUUUUGCCGCGAGACAGAAAACGACCUCCCGUAGUAUUUUCAUGGAUUCCUGUCCUUGGUAAUGCCAUUGAAUUCGGCACCAACCCUAUCAAGUUUUUGCAAGAAUGUCAGAAAAAGUACGGUGAUGUGUUCACCUUCUAUCUUGUGGGAAAACGAGUGACGGUUUGCCUUGGUCCAGACGGAAAUCAAUUCGUUUUUAAUGCCAAGCAAAACCUGGCUUCGGCGGCCGCGGCUUACAAUGACAUGACAAAGCAUGUCUUUGGUAGAGAUAUUGUAUUUGAUGCGCCUCACAGUGUGUUCAUGGAGCAAAAGAGAUUCAUCAAAGCUGGUUUGAACAUUGAGACGUUCCGUCGCCAUGUGCCUAAAAUCGUGGACGAGACCAACCGAUUCUUUGACCAAUACGAGAAACCGACGGGCAUCAUGGAUACCUAUACUGCGUUUGGCAAAUUGAUCAUCUACACCGCUUCAGCCACCCUUCUUGGCCGCGAAAUUCGAGAGAACCUCGAUGACAGUGUGGCUCAACUGUACUAUGACCUUGACCAAGGAUUCCAGCCCAUGAAUUUCAUGUUUCCGAAUCUGCCUUUGCCCUCCUACAAGCGCCGUGAUGUCGCCCGUGAAAAGAUUAGUGAAAUCUACUCCAAAAUUAUUGCCCGUCGUAGAGAGGAAAAUGAUACGAGCAAUGUGGAUAUUUUGCAAGUGUUGAUGGACUCUACGUACAAGGAUGGAAACGAUGUCCCCGAUCAUCAUAUUGCCGGUAUUUUAACCGCAGCCCUGUUUGGUGGACAGCAUACAUCAGCCACCACUUCAUCGUGGGCAGUGCUGGAACUGGCGGCCCGUCCCGAUGUGGUGAAAGCCAUUCGCGAGGAACAGAUUGAAAAGCUGGGCUCGUUGAAAGUUGAGUUGACGUAUGAUAACUUGGAACAGUUGACGUUUUUAGAAGACGUGAUUCGUGAAACGCUGCGACUUCACCCGCCCAUUUUCCAGAUGAUGCGUAAAGUGGUGGCGGAUAAAAUGGUGUUUGAAAAGUAUGGCCUGGAAAUCCCAAAGAACGAUUAUCUGUGUGCGGUGCCGGGUGUGACUCAAAUCGAUCCCGCCUGUUUCCACAACCCGCUGAAAUGGGAUCCCUUCCGAUGGAGCAAGAAAACUGACCCGGUCCACUCGAUGGAACAAGGCGACGAUGCGAAUAUGGAUUACGGUUUUGGUGCUGUGGGUAUUUCGUCGCGCAACCCCUUCUUACCAUUUGGUGCGGGUCGUCAUCGUUGCAUUGGUGAACGCUUUGGUUACCUGCAACUCAAAGCGGUGGUGGCCACGUUUGUUCGCAAGUUUGAUUUCGAACUUGUCGACUCUUCCGUACCGAAACCCGAUUACACUUCCAUGGUGGUGGUUCCCCAAUCAAGCAAAAUUCGCUACACGUGGCGAGAGUAACGUCAUCUAUCCAUUUCAUUAUUUUGUUUCCUACAUGAUAUAUUUAUAUUACAAUCAACUAAUAAACAUAACCCCAUGUAUCUGCUCCAUAAC